AUGAGCCACACCAAGGCUCGAGAAAUAGAACUUUCGCCUCAUAAAUUAAUGAGCCAUCUAGCCUCAAAAUACUCCGUGUUAAUGUGUCGAGGGCAGAGUGACAGCCCUGCGCCGCCACACUUGCCAACAGCCUGCGCUGCCACACUUGCCAACAGCCUGCGCCGCCACACUUACCAACAGUCUGCGCUGCCACACUUACCUACAGCCUGCGCCGCCACACUUACCUACAGCCUGCCCCGCCACACUUACCUACAGCCUGCGCCGCCACACUUGCCAACAGCCUGCGCUGCCACACUUGCCAACAGCCUGCGCCGCCACACUUACCAACAGUCUGCGCUGCCACACUUACCUACAGCCUGCGCCGCCACACUUACCUACAGCCUGCCUCGCCACACUUACCUACAGCCUGCGCCGCCACACUUACCUACAGCCUGCGCCGCCACACUUACCUACAGCCUGCCCCGACACACUUACCUACAGCCUGCGCCGCCACACUUACCUACAGCCUGCCUCGCCACACUUACCUACAGCCUGCCCCGCCACACUUACCUACAGCCUGCGCCGCCACGCUUACCUACAGCCUGCGCCGCCACACUUACCAACAGCCUGCGCCGCCACACUUACCUACAGCCUGCCUCGCCACACUUACCUACAGCCUGCGCCGCCACACUUACCUACAGCCUGCGCCGCCACACUUACCAACAGCCUGCGCUGCCACACUUGCCUACAGACUGCCUCGCCACACCUACCUACAGACUGCCUCGCCACACUUACCUACAGCCUGCCUCGCCACACUUACCUACAGCCUGCGCCGCCACACUUACCUACAGCCUGCGCCGCCACACUUACCAACAGCCUGCGCCGCCACACUUACCUACAGACUGCCUCGCCACACUUACCUACAGACUGCCUCGCCACACUUACCUACAGCCUGCCUCGCCACACUUACCUACAGCCUGCGCUGCCACACUUACCAACAGCCUGCCCCGCCACACUUACCAACAGCCUGCGCUGCCACACUUACCAACAGCCUGCGCUGCCACACUUACCAACAGCCUGCGCCGCCACACUUACCAACAGCCUGCCCCGCCACACUUACCAACAGCCUGCGCCGCCACACUUACCUACAGCCUGCCUCGCCACACUUACCUACAGCCUGCGCUGCCACACUUACCAACAGCCUGCCCCGCCACACUUACCAACAGCCUGCGCUGCCACACUUGCCAACAGCCUGCGCCGCCACACUUACCAACAGCCUGCCUCGCCACACUUACCAACAGCCUGCCCCGCCACACUUACCAACAGCCUGCGCUGCCACACUUACCAACAGCCUGCGCCGCCACACUUACCAACAGCCUGCCCCGCCACACUUACCAACAGCCUGCGCUGCUACACUUACCAACAGCCUGCGCCGCCACACUUACCAACAGCCUGCGCCGCCACACUUACCAACAGCCUGCGCUGCCACACUUACCAACAGCCUGCUCCGCCACACUUACCAUCAGCCUGCGCCGCCACACUUACCAACAGCCUGCGCUGCCACACUUACCAACAGCCUGCGCCGCCACACUUACCAACAGCCUGCGCCGCCACACUUACCAACAGCCUGCGCCGCCACACUUACCAACAGCCUGCGCUGCCACACUUACCAACAGCCUGCCCCGCCACACUUACCAACAGCCUGCGCCGCCACACUUACCAACAGCCUGCGCUGCCACACUUACCUACAGCCUGCGCCGCCACACUUACCAACAGCCUGCGCCGCCACACUUACCUACAGCCUGCGCCCCCACACUUACCAACAGCCUGCGCCGCCACACUUACCAACAGCCUGCGCCGCCACACUUACCAACAGCCUGCGCCGCCACACUUACCAACAGCCUGCGCCGCCACACUUACCAACAGCCUGCGCCGCCACACUUACCAACAGCCUGCGCCGCCACACUUACCAACAGCCUGCGCCGCCACACUUACCAACAGCCUGCGCCGCCACACUUACCUACAGCCUGCGCCCCCACACUUACCAACAGCCUGCGCCGCCACACUUACCAACAGCCUGCGCCGCCACACUUACCUACAGCCUGCGCCGCCACACUUACCAACAGCCUGCCCCGCCACACUUACCAACAGCCUGCGCCCCCACACUUACCAACAGCCUGCGCCGCCACACUUACCAACAGCCUGCGCCGCCACACUUACCAACAGCCUGCGCCGCCACACUUACCAACAGCCUGCGCCGCCACACUUACCAACAGCCUGCGCCGCCACACUUACCAACAGCCUAAGCCGCCACACUUACCAACAGCCUGCGCCGCCACACUUACCUACAGCCUGCGCCCCCACACUUACCAACAGCCUGCGCCGCCACACUUACCAACAGCCUGCGCCGCCACACUUACCUACAGCCUGCGCCGCCACACUUACCAACAGCCUGCGCCGCCACACUUACCUACAGCCUGCGCCCCCACACUUACCAACAGCCUGCGCCGCCACACUUACCAACAGCCUGCGCCGCCACACUUACCUACAGCCUGCGCCCCCACACUUACCAACAGCCUGCGCCGCCACACUUACCAACAGCCUGCGCCGCCACACUUACCUACAGCCUGCGCCGCCACACUUACCAACAGCCUGCGCCGCCACACUUACCUACAGCCUGCGCCGCCACACUUACCAACAGCCUGCGCCGCCACACUUACCUACAGCCUGCGCCGCCACACUUACCUACAGCCUGCGCCGCCACACUUACCAACAGCCUGCGCCGCCACACUUACCAACAGCCUGCGCCGCCAUACUUACCAGCAGCCUGCGCCGCCACACUUACCAACAGCCUGCGCCGCCACACUUACCUACAGCCUGCGCCGCCACACUUACCAACAGCCUGCGCCGCCACACUUACCAACAGCCUGCGACGCCACACUUACCAACAGCCUGCCCCGCCACACUUACCAACAGCCUGCGCCGCCACACUUACCAACAGCCUGCGCCGCCACACUUACCAACAGCCUGCGCCGCCACACUUACCUACAGCCUGCGCCGCCACACUUACCAACAGCCUGCGCCGCCACACUUACCUACAGCCUGCGCCGCCACACUUACCAACAGCCUGCGCCGCCACACUUACCAACAGCCUGCGCCGCCACACUUACCAACAGCCUGCGCCGCCACACUUACCAACAGCCUGCGCCGCAGCUGACAUGUGAUCUUCCCAACACUUACAACACUCUACAAUGUCAUCCAAGUAUGAUCUGCAAUUUGACACGUCUUUAA
Molecule: messenger RNA, 3270 nt
Organism: Procambarus clarkii (red swamp crayfish)
Lineage: Eukaryota; Metazoa; Arthropoda; Malacostraca; Decapoda; Cambaridae
Source: RefSeq, a predicted model, not a curated record